This is a messenger RNA of Planococcus citri (citrus mealybug), 1342 nucleotides long. RefSeq names its product eukaryotic translation initiation factor 4E homologous protein (gene eIF4EHP). Gene Ontology annotation, biological process: translational initiation. Gene Ontology annotation, molecular function: RNA 7-methylguanosine cap binding; translation initiation factor activity. The coding region runs from base 198 to 857 and encodes 219 amino acids. Gene Ontology annotation, cellular component: eukaryotic translation initiation factor 4F complex. The record is from RefSeq and is a predicted model, not a curated record. NCBI's taxonomy places the organism in Eukaryota, Metazoa, Arthropoda, Insecta, Hemiptera, Pseudococcidae. The transcript has 5 exons.
AUAAUUUUUUGAAAAUGCGACUAAAAUGAAAAAAUGAUUACGAAUUUUUUAUAAUAAUUUACUUAUUUGAUUAUUUUUAUAGUUAUUUGUUGAAAAAUCUCGUUCAAUCGUGAUUACUUACUUCGUUGAAAACCCGCAUCGUGAUAUUAUUCUUGUAUAUAUAAGUUGUUUUUUAAAUUAAUUAUACUAUUUUUGUGAUGGAUUCCAGUAAACACGAAAUAUCCUCUAAGAAUGAUGACGAACUACACAAAGAAGAUGAUAUGGACCUUAGCGAUAUUCAGUCGGCUGAUAAAGUUAUAGCUACUCCUCUUCCAAUUCCCUCGGAUCAUCAUAAAUUACAAUAUCAGUAUUGGUUAUGGUUCAGUAAACGCUGGAAAGCGAAAAUAUCUAAUGUUUCGUAUGAUCAAAAUUUGAAACUUAUCGGUAAAUUUGGAUCGGUCGAGCAGUUUUGGGCGAUAUAUAGUCAUCUCGUAAGGCCAUCCGAAUUACCAUCUCAAUGUGAUUUCCAUUUGUUUAAACUCGGCAUUAAACCGAUGUGGGAAGAUGAAGCGAAUGCUAAAGGUGGGCAGUGGAUAGUAAGACUGAAAAAAGGCUUAGUGUCUCGUUGCUGGGAAAACUUGAUUCUCGCCAUGUUAGGUGAACAGUUCAUGGUAGGAGAUGAGCUUUGUGGCAGCGUAGUAUCUACUCGUUUGAAAGAAGACAUUAUAACCGUGUGGAAUAGAACAGCGUCCGAUUAUUCGACUACUACUCGAAUACGAGAUACGUUAAGAAGAAUUAUGAAUUUACCUCCGAAUACUGUUAUCGAAUAUAAAUCUCACGUAGAUAUUCUGAAACAUUUACCAGUGUCUCAUAAUUAGUUUACUGGCCGUAUUCGCUAAGUAUCCUACCAUAUCCAGUGUUCGAAAUCGAAGAAAACAUACGUGUUUUAUCACAUUUAUUUUGAACUUAUAAAAAUUAUACAAUGAACAGGUCACAAACAUUUCAUAUAAUUUUUAUACCACCUAUAAAAUUAUACACGAAUACAAAAAAAAUAAACCAUGUAAAAAAAACAUCCGUAAAUAAUUCAUAAAAAAUGAAAAAGAGAAAGUAUUUAUAGUAAGAGAUGCGAGCUGAAAAAUUUGUUUACCAUUUUCUUUUUUUGAAAACCAGCAUAUUUAUCUUGUUAUUAUUGAUUGCGUCGUAAAAAAAAAAUUCGAAUCAAAUCGCAAAUAGCCGAGUGAAAAUUAAUUUUCCACUAUGCAAAAGAAGAAUAUAUUGUAACAAAUAUAUAAGUUUUGUAUUUAAUUUUCUUUUCAACUUUUUUUUUCUCUUUUGAUUAUUUACAAUAAAGUGUUUCAUGAUU